CCGCCUUGAUCCUCAAAAGCCCUGCAACAUCGAGAGAGCGCCUUCUUUCCCCAUAACCGAAAAUAGGAAAAGCCCCCAGAGAGGGAGAGAGAGAGAGGGGGAGAGAGAUGGCAGAUCUCGUGAUCAAGUACGAGAGAAUUGCAACGGAGCCUGCUCCUCCCACGCCCUGCAAAAGUACGUCCAAGAGAGCCAUGUCACUCGUCGCCUCCGAAGAACCGCCGGGGCCGCCUCCUUCGGCUCCCGCCGUCGCCACCGGCCCCCCUAUCUCCGCUUCGCCGGAGGGACCGCCGCCGCCCGGUCGCGGCGACCGCCCCUCCUGCUGCCGGUGCGGCCAGCUCCCCUCCGCCGUCAAAUCCAGGGGAAACUCGAACAAGAGGAAGCGAUCAUCAGGUUCAGAGGCCGAGAAUUUGAAAAUUGAAAGCGAGGACAAGACGUGCGCCGACGGCAACCUCAGCAGAGAAACUCCAGCGUCGCUGGAUGCCCGCAGAAGACAACCGGAGACGCAACCUCCGCCGGCACCCGGCGCCGACGCGGCGAAGGUGAAGUCGACACGCGCGGCGGAGAUCGAGGCCUAUUUGUCCGCCGCGGAGAGGGAGCAGCAGAGGCGGUUCGCGGAGAGGUACAAUUACGACGUCGUCAACGACGCGCCGCUCGAAGGUCGUUACGAGUGGAUCCCCCUCAACGUGGGUGCGGUGGAGGAGACGCUAAAGUGACUGGCGAUGGUACGAAAUUAGAGAACGGCGAAGGAAACUCGCCACGCGAUCGCUUCCUCCCUACCCUGGUAAAGGAUGUACAGUCUUUCUUUUCGUGCUUCAUGGAAGAUGUCCCAAGUUGUUUUUCGUUUCAGUACAUAGAUCGACACGUACCAAAACGAAACCAACGGAUGAUGCCUUUCGUUACUAACAUCCACACGAUACCGAUGUUCUGGCUUCUUUGACACUGCGUCUUUUUUUCUGGAAAUGUUAUACUUCGGAUUCGUCUCU
Molecule: messenger RNA, 983 nt
Organism: Eucalyptus grandis
Lineage: Eukaryota; Viridiplantae; Streptophyta; Magnoliopsida; Myrtales; Myrtaceae
Product: cyclin-dependent kinase inhibitor 1
Exons: 4
Coding region: 108-713 (201 amino acids)
Biological process (GO): negative regulation of cyclin-dependent protein serine/threonine kinase activity
Cellular component (GO): nucleus
Molecular function (GO): cyclin-dependent protein serine/threonine kinase inhibitor activity
Source: RefSeq, a predicted model, not a curated record